Pelobates cultripes (western spadefoot toad) is the source of this 3143-nucleotide messenger RNA. The record is from the annotation of a GenBank genome assembly. Lineage: Eukaryota; Metazoa; Chordata; Amphibia; Anura; Pelobatidae.
GGACUUUCUCUGGCAGGAAGUUGCCCUGCUCCCAGCAUGCCCCACGUGCUGGAGGUCAGUGAGAGCACCAGGUUAGUGUCUGUGAGCAGGGAAAGGGUUAAUAACCCAGUGUAACAAUGUUUCCUUAUUAUACACAGUGUAACAAUGUUUCAUUAUUAUGCACAGUGUAACAUUGUUUCCUUAUUAUACACAGUGUAACAUUGUUUCAUUAUUAUGCACAGUGUAACAAUGUUUCAUUAUUAUGCACAGUGUAACAAUGUUUCAUUAUUAUGCACAGUGUAACAAUGUUUCCUUAUUAUACACAGUGUAACAAUGUUUCAUUAUUAUACACAGUGUAACAUUGUUUCCUUAUUAUACACAGUGUAACAUUGUUUCAUUAUUAUGCACAGUGUAACAAUGUUUCAUUAUUAUGCACAGUGUAACAUUGUUUCAGUAUUAUGCACAGCGUAACAAUGUUUCAUUAUUAUGCACAGUGUAACAAUGUUUCAUUAUUAUACACAGUGUAACAUUGUUUCAGUAUUAUGCACAGUGUAACAAUGUUUCAUUAUUAUACACAGUGUAACAUUGUUUCAGUAUUAUACACAGUGUAACAUUGUUUCAUUAUUAUACACAGUGUAACAUUGUUUCAUUAUUGUACACAGUGUAACAUUGUUUCAUUAUUAUACACAGUGUAACAUUGUUUCAUUAUUAUACACAGUGUAACAUUGUUUCAUUAUUAUACACAGUGUAACAUUGUUUCAUUAUUAUACACAGUGUAACAUUGUUUCAUUAUUAUACACAGUGUAACAAUGUUUCAUUAUUAUACACAGUGUAACAAUGUUUCAUUAUUAUGCACAGUGUAACAUUGUUUCAGUAUUAUACACAGUGUAACAAUGUUUCAUUAUUAUGCACAGUGUAACAUUGUUUCAGUAUUAUGCACAGUGUAACAAUGUUUCAUUAUUAUGCACAGUGUAACAUUGUUUCAGUAUUAUGCACAGUGUAACAAUGUUUCAUUAUACACAGUGUAACAAUGUUUCAUUAUUAUACACAGUGUAACAUUGUUUCAUUAUUAUACACAGUGUAACAUUGUUUCAUUAUUAUACACAGUGUAACAAUGUUUCAUUAUUAUACAUAGUGUAACAUUAUUAGUUUAUUAUUAUUAUUUCAUUAACUGAUUUAAUAUAUUCUCACAUUAUUAUUUAUAAUAAAUAGUAUAUUAUACAGUAAGGCAUCAAACUAUAUGGAAUAUUUAUUUGUAUUUUUAUACUGUGAUAGUUAUUAAGCAAUAUGUAUUAUUUCAUUGAAACUUUAUAAAGUGAAUAUGUCACUCAGAUUGUGUCACAGUGCAGGGUGAAGCAUGGGCAUGCACUAGGCCUGUUUGUAAGCUGCUACCUAAAUAAAUAUCUAAAAAAAAUAAAAUGUUAAUCAAACUAGGAACUGUUGAGACCAGACUGGGAAAUUUUAUGCCAAAAAACGCUGAUUUGGAGAAAUAACCAAUAUAUUUAUUCAUGAUAUUUCUAAUUGUAGUGAAUCUUGAGAUAUUAUAUAUAUAUAUAUUUAAAAAUAGCUGAUUUGGGCAAAUUCUUGGGUAAUUCAGAUUUCAAUUUACUACAAUUUGACAUUCAGUGAUCCUAUACCUGAACUGGAAAAUUCCUCCAAAUCAGCUAUUUUAAUCUGCAAUUCACUUCUCAGCUCUGUACAAUUAUUGGUUUAGUAAAUAAUGUCAGAAUAUAGUUAUAUUAAAUUUCAGUAUUCAAACCCUUCUAAUUUGUCACAAAAUCGAUUUGUACACUUUUUAUUCUUCUCUGGUUUGCCACACUGCUUACAAUGUACUGGACCUACGGUAGUAUGAUAUAAUUAUUUACAUGUUCUUACUGGAGGAAUAUGCGUGAUUAACUUCAUCAUAGAUACAUUAUCUUCAUAGUUGAUUUCAUCAUAGAUAGAGCACUCCUCCCAAGAGCUUACAAUCCAAAGUUUGCAUGUGUAGGAUAGCUAACCAUGACUUUGCUGCAAUUUACUAAUAGCAUUUUCUGUCUAUCAGGUUCAAUGAACAUGGCGAGUCCAUUUAUAUCUCGGUUACUUGUGUUCACUCAGAGGUACAGAGGGAGGCUUCUAGCCAUUUCUUGUACUGGGCUCUUUACUGCCAGUAUAUCAUAUCAUGUGUUUCCGGAGCAGACCUUUCGGAGGCUGUAUCAGAGCUGGUCCAAAGGUGAACCAGUAGAGCUGAGUAAUAAGCUUCAGACACUUUUCCAGGAUGUCCUACAAGAAGCCUGCAUUGCAUCCCCAUCAGGUUACACGCCAUUUGCAGCCUUUGGAUUUCACCCCGUGAGUGCUGGCCUGCCCUUGCUUCCAGGCAGAUGUUUAAUUGGAAUACCCGCUAAUUAUAACACAAACGAAGCAGGUGGGCCAGGUAUUGUAGACCGCGUCCUGUUGGUGAACGGGAAGGAAGUGGUCUGGGACAGUGAGAUUGGCGCACAUCUAAAAGCCUCCUUAAUUUUAUCAACCGAAGCUCAGAAGUUUGCGCUGGCACGGGAAGCAUUAUAUGCCCAAAAUAACAGUCCUGUUAUAAAAGCUUCAGUGGCGCCUGCUUGUUUAUCGGGUGUCUGUCUUUGCGGAGUGGCAGUAAAACAACUUCUCGGCAUCUAUUCUGGGCCUGUGGUAUUACGGGGACUGUACAAUAUGGGUGCACUGUUGCUUGGAUUUGUUGUUUACUUUCUUUGCGAUGAUGCCAUCUCUCAGUGGUUAGACUACAGGACUGACCGACAAGUGGCUGCAAUUUCUAAAUCCUAUGCCCAGGGCGGACUGGAGUUUUAUGACAAAAUACUGGCUCGUAAUAGGAGCUUGAGGACUCUCAUGGGGAAGCAAGGAGAAACCAUGUAUGCGCCAAGUGGCAACUUGUUUCCCAAACAUUAUUUUAGGGUAAAACACACCCCCUACACUGCCAGACGACAUCGUAUUCAGCAAGAUUUGAACAUUCAAGGAGAGUGAUCCCCACCAGGGACAGUUAAUCCGCUGUUGGAUGAUCACACCUAACUCGAAAACUCAAGAAGUAAAGUGGACGUUAGUCAUAAAAGAAAUGUAAAUGUGUACAUUGCAUAUUUCUUCAGCAGCUGUGAUUCAAAUGUGAACCAUGUUUAUAUCUAUUAAAGCUUAUUUUGGUGAAA